AUGGAAGAACCUACUACCCAGUUUUCCGACGAGGAGCUGGUGGACAACUUCCCAGCCAUAGACGAUGAAAGAAUCCAGCUAGAGGAUCCAGAGUUUGAGGUGGAGAUUCCUCUGGGAUUUGAGGACACCGCUGGCCUGGAAUGCGGCUGUUCACCAAAAGAAGUGAAUGCCGAGAAAAUGAAGAAGGCAACCACGAAAGACAGAGUCCAGGCAUUCCACCUUCGGAAGAGCUUGAACCUCCUAGACAAGCUGCAUGAGGAAAAGGACCUUUUUAUUCAGAAGACUAGAGGGGAGCUUCGUGUCUGUCGUCAGAGGAUGGACCUCCUCACCAAACAGCAGGAGAGCUUGGCAGCUGAGAUCGCCGCAGAGAGAGAAGCCAACAACAUGGCCGCUAUGGGCCGUCUGCAGGCUGCAUCCAGACGCUUGCAAGCAGAGCUGGAGAAUGAGAAAGAUCUGCAGUCCAAAAUCACAGCUAUGCUGGAAGACAGUGAGAAUGCCAUGUGGCACAUUGAGAUCCAGAAGGGGCAAUUUGAGGAUGUCCGGAAGCGUAAUGAAGAAGAGGCAGAAGCUAGGCAUAGGUGCCUUGAGGUACACGCAGCUCAGCAGCUUCAAAAGGAGAAAGAGACCUUGGAGAAGGUGGAGAGGAACCGUCUGCUGAGGGCCCGGAACUCCUUGCAUGUGCAGAAGGAGCUGGGGCUGAGACAUCAGAAGCUGGUGGAAGAUGCCCAGAGAAACCACAAGGUGGCAGUGAAGUUCCUGAAGGCCUCUCUGGGGAGAGUUCGGGAGCGAGAGCAGAAGGAGGAGAUGGAGUCCCGAGAGCAUUUGAAGCGACGUAUGGACGCGGUGCUGGCCCUGAAAAACAACAUCACUGCCAGCAGGGAAACACUAAAGAAGUUCCAAGCAUGGGGCCAAAGAAAGGCAGAGCUGACUAAGCAGAAGACCCUGUCAGAGAAGGAAGUGAUCCUGGCCCAAGGUGGAGAUGCGUUCAAGCACCUUUGUCAUCAGCGCAGGCACCAGGAACUUGAAGCCCAGAAGCGGGCUUUUGAAGAGGAGCAGAAACUCCGGAAGCAGGAGAUUGUCAGUCGAAUUCUGAAAGAGGAAGCAGAGGAAGAACACAGGAGAAAGAAGCAGCAUCUGCCCUCUACAACCAAAGAGAAGCAGACUCUGAGAGACAAAACCUGGAAGUACAUCUCUGACUUUUGUGAGGGGAAGACUGCCAUGACCAUAAACUACCUGGUGGAAAAUGACACGGCAUUGUACCCCAAGCCUUCCAGUCUAUUGAAAGCCAUAUCCAGUGAGUCUGUGCAGGUGGAACUGGGAACCGUUAGUACGGAGGAGGAGGUGCUGACUGAACCAGAUAUCCCUGGGCUUUGGAGCAAAGACUAUAAGUCAUACCAGGUGUCAAAGCCAGAUGCGGAACGGAAACCUGUGGGUGGAACUAAGAUGGACAAGGACAUCCUGGAUCGCACUAUGGAGCAGCUGCGCAGUGGGAUCAUCCACAAGCAGGUGGUGUCUGGGAGGGAGUUCAAGGGCCGCCCAUUCAACAGCAAGCCCGAGGUCAUUCACUUCAAGGAUUUUGAUAUUGGUAAAGUGUACAAGAAGAAGAUCACGUUGAUAAAUGCUACCUACACAAUCAACUAUUGCAAGCUGGUGGGUGUGGAGGAGAACCUGAAGGACUUCAUCCACAUUGACUUUGACCCCCCUGGUCCCAUGUCAGCCGGGAUGUCCUGUGAAGUUCUUGUCACCUUCAAGCCUAUGAUAAAUAAAGAUCUGGAAGGAAAUGUUUCAUUUUUGGCUCAGACGGGCGGCUUUUCUGUUCCACUGAAAUGUUCAACGAAAAAAUGUUCUCUGUCCCUUGACAAGGACCUCAUUGACUUUGGCAGCUAUGUGGUGGGCGAGACCACAUCCCGGAUCAUCACACUGACCAAUGUUGGGGGCCUGGGCACCAAAUUCAAGAUUCUCCUAGAUUCUCAGUUCUAUGAGAUGGAAGAAGUCCAACCCAUCGUGAAAAUAAGCAGCCUUUACACCUGUGAGGACAAAAGUCUCUAUGAGAAGAUCCUUACCAGUCUCUCUGAACAACGUCUUGAUGGCAAUGGGUUCUCCCCACCAGACAUCCUGAGCCGAAAAGAAUCUGAGAAACUGGAUGAAAUGGAGGAAACAGCUGUGGCCAGUGCCAUGACCAUGGUUCCCAGCGAUGAGCAGGCAGAGAUAACCCUGGGGGAGGUAACAGAGGGAGAAAUUGCCCCCUUCAGUUCCAUCAAAGUGCCCAUUAUCUUCACCCCAGUUAUUCCAGGAGAGGUCCAGACUAAGUUCAAGGUCAUGUUUAAGAAUCCAACGUGUCCAACGUUAUAUUUCAGAGCCACUGGUAUUGCUAUUGAUGUGCCAGUCUGGGUGCCAAGGACCAUGGUGGACCUGAAGAUCUGCAUGUAUGACCGACUCUACCAAGACUCUAUCAUUGUCCACACGAGAUCAAAAGCAGCCCUGCGCCUGAAGUUUGAAGUCUGCAAGGAACUGAGAGGCCACAUAGAGCUUCUGCCAGAAACAGGCUACAUCCAGGCCCAGUCCACUUACUCAGUACAGCUCAAGUUCUUGCCUAGACACUCCCUCCCAGAAGACGCAGGAAAGUAUUUUGACCCAGACAGUCGUGUUCUGGAGGCUCCGAUGACAAUCUGGGUGGCUGAUCAGAUCAAACCAGUGGGGUUCACUGUCCAAGCCAUUGUCACCACCUCGGACUUGGAAAUCAGCCCCGAAGAAAUAAACUUUGGCUACUGCACCAUCUAUGAGGCUAUCAGGACAGAAAUCAGCCUCAGCAACCACUCCCUGCUGCCGCAGGAGUUUGGGUUCGUUGGACUUCCAAAGUAUGUGGACAUCCAGCCCAAUGAUGGGUUUGGGUCGAUCUUGCCACUGGAAACUUUGCAACUUGAUGUGAUCUUUCAGCCCUUGAAGGCCAAGGAAUACAGAUUUGAACUGAUCUGCAAAUCCGAAAUAAACCGGUGCUUCAAGGUAUCUUGCCAAGCAGUAGGUGUCCACCCACCCCUGGAGCUGUCCCACUACCAGAUCAAGUUCUCGGCCACUGCCCUGUAUGGCACCACUGUGUCCACACUCUAUGUCAUCAACUCUCACCUGAGCAUGAACAAACUGAUCCUCUCCUUGCCACGAAUUGGGUCAGAGGAAGCCGCCCCAGUGGGGCCAACAUCCUUUGAGUUCUUGCUGCCCCCUAAUCUGCCCAUCACCAUCUCACCGUCCGUGGGGACUGUUUUACCAGGAAAGAGGUGUUUGGUCCAAGUGGCCUUCCAACCUGUACUGCCACAUGAGACAAUCCUCGAGGAAGCCGUUCAGAUCCAGAGCAAGGAGACAGAGAACAAACUGGUGAGUGACCUCCGAAAGGAGACAAUCCAUAAGAAGGAUAUGUGGAAACAGUCUAUGUCUGUGAUGCGGCCUCACACCCGGGACCGUGUUACGCGGUCCUCCGCUCUCCACACCCCAGAGCUGAAGAGGCGGGAGUGUGGAGCCAGUUCCAGUGAAUACAAAGCUGCACAAGCCACCUUGGCCAGAGCCUUCCAGGGGAAGUUUGACAGAUUUGUGAUCCCCUGUGUCGUUGCCAGUGGUGACAUCAAAGACAGGAAGGCAUUGGAACCUCUGAGCUUCAGCCCCCAUAAUACUCUAUAUCUGGAGCUAUGGUGCCCAGCAGUGGCUCCAUCCAUUGUGGUGAUAUCCAACAAAAACCAGACGACCUUUAACUUUGGUGAUAUUGCUGUGGGGCAUCGAAGCAUAAAGAAGAUCACCCUCCAGAACAUUUCUCCUGAGGACCUUACUUUGGAGUUCUCAGUGCUGAACCCCAAUGGCCCCUUCGUCCUGAUAAACCCCUCCAACAAGCUAUGUUCCGGCGAGAUACACACCCUGAUGGUGUCCUUCUCGCCCCAUGAGAGCAUACUGGCUCAAGAAACACUGGACAUCAUCACCAAGAAAGGGACUCUCGCCCUCACCCUCAUGGGCACAGGCGUGGCAUCCAUGAUUACGUGCUCCAUUGAAGGCAACAUCCUCAACAUGGGCUAUGUGCUUGCCAGAGAAUCUUUCUCGACAAAUUUUAAGCUACUGAAUGAGUCCUCACUUCCCAUUAAGUUCUGGAUGCGGCUGGAGAGCCUUUCCAAAAAAAGGGCUGAGACCCGGCAACAGCUACCAAAGUUCCUUACCUCCCAUGAUCAGAGAACUGAAAUUGUUGGCACACAGAACCACAAUGGCCAGAGCGUAUUCAGUGUUGUUCCAGUCGAGGGACUCAUGUUACCCGGGAAGGCUCAAGAAUUCACCGUAACAUUCAGUCCAGAUCAUGAGAGCCUCUACUUCUCUGACCUGCUCCAAGUGGUGCUCUUUGAGAAGAAAGUCUCCCACAAGAUCCUCCUGAAGGGUGCUGCCCGUGAGCACAUGAUGUUUGUGGAGGGGGGAGACCCACUGGACGUGCCUGUGGAGAGCCUGGCAGUGAUCCCUGCCUUGGACCCAGAGCAUAGAGAAGAAGCUGAGGAAAUUAAGCCCAUUCUGGUGACCUUGAACUACGUCCAGUUUGACACAGACAUGCCAACCUCACCUGCCACCCGAGAGCUGCAAGUGGGCUGUAUCCGGACUACCCAGCCAUCACCAAGGAAGACUGUGGAGUUCACCCUGGAGGGUGCCACAUGGCUUCAGCACAAGGGUUUCUCCAUCGAGCCUUGCAGGGGCUCCGUGGAGCGCGGUCAGACCAAGACCAUCAGCAUCUCCUGGGUACCGCCAGCUGACUUUGAUCCAGACCAUCCACUCAUGGUGUCAACCCUGCUGCUGCUCCGGGGGGAUGUAAAGGAAACAUACAAAGUCAUCUUUGUGGCCCACGUGGUGGCUGGGCUUUGA
Cricetulus griseus (Chinese hamster) is the source of this 4878-nucleotide messenger RNA. NCBI's taxonomy places the organism in Eukaryota, Metazoa, Chordata, Mammalia, Rodentia, Cricetidae. The record is from RefSeq and is a predicted model, not a curated record.